GUUUUCUCGCGCCAACUCUGCCGACUCUUCCGUCUGCUGACUCCCAUCUUGCCCCCGGGCGCUAGACAGGAGGAAGCAGUGGCCUUCUACCUCAAGCCGCUGGGCUACCGCGACCCCGAGGAGACCGUGGAGGCCUUCAUCAAGGCCAACACAAAGCGAAAGAAACGAAAAGUCCACCGUGUUGUCGUGUGCUGCAGUGGAAGAGUAUUAGCUCAUUACAAGUGUGAUGAUUACUGCGCUCCGCGUUCACAACUGUCUGCUCAGAUUAAUUAG
This is a messenger RNA of Dibothriocephalus latus, 273 nucleotides long. The record is from the annotation of a GenBank genome assembly. Lineage: Eukaryota; Metazoa; Platyhelminthes; Cestoda; Diphyllobothriidea; Diphyllobothriidae.